GCGAUAAUGUUGUGUGUCUGUGCUCGUGAGAGGAAGCAAUCAACCAAUCAACCUCAUUAGCCUCUGGCGCCGGAGCUACUCGCUUCGUCACCCUUAAGCGGUUAAUUGAUUAUUAGGACCCGUUUAUUGGUUUUGACCGUGCUAAUAUGGAAGAAGACUUAGCCGAAGACUUGGACUGUCCGAGCCUUCUGUGUGAGGAACUGGAGGAUCUGGAAACAAAGAAUGAACAAGGGAGGGUGAAGAGGAAUAGAAGAGAAGAAGAGGAGGAAGUGUUUAAUGAGAGGGAGGUUGAAGAGGCAAGAGAGGAGGCAGAGCAAGAUGGGAAGGAGGGGAAGGAGGAUAAAGAACAGAAAUUGUCUGAAAGGGAUCGUAUGGUAACAGAAGGAGAAGAGGAGGAGCAGGUGAAGACAGGGAGUAGGAUGGAAGUGGAGGAGGUGCAGAAGGAAGACAAUGAGAACAAGAACAACCAGGAAACAGUUUCUGAUGAGCACCAUAGUAAAGAAACAAAACGUUUAGAGGAGAAAGAGGAGCAGAAAAAGAGUAGGAAGAGGCGAGGCAGGAAGCAAGGUGGACGAAUGAGAAACCGCAGAGGAGUAAAAGAUGGUAAGGAGAGGCUGGAGGAGGAGAAGAAGAAGAGUCAGGUACAGGAGGUGUCAGCGAUGAGCUCAGAUGAGAGCUCUGCACUGUCGGAGCCUUCCUUUGGACUAGUGAACAGUAGUGAUUUGUCCAACCCCAUCUAUCUUGGCUGUGGGGGAACAGGCAUGUAUUGUCCCCCAGUUCCCAUUCCACUGCUGUACUCCUCACAACCUCCAGUCCCGAUUCAACCUGCACCGGCUCAGCCUCAGGGAACAAAACGGCCUCACAGCCCUCUUCUGUCUCGCAGUGUCCCCCAGCAGGGACCGCAGCCUGUUGAGAUGGAGAUAACCCAGGUUUACUCCACCCGACGCUCCAUUCGCUACAGCACCAGAGGCCGAGGCCAGGCCCUCAGUUUCCCUCUGCUGGCAGGGUUAGAGACUGUGGACUGUGGCCUGCUGCCACCUGCACCCAAGAAGAAAACACGAACACUCUACAGUACUGAUCAGUUGGAGCAUUUAGAGGGCCUGUUCCAGGAGGACCAUUAUCCUGAUGCAGAGAAGAGGAAGGUCAUUGCAGCCUCAGUUGGAGUCACACCUCAGAGGAUAAUGGUCUGGUUUCAGAACCGCAGGGCUAAGUGGAGGAAAGUGGAGCGCUCCAUCACAGCGAAGGGAGAGCACAGACAGAGCAGAGCUGGGUGCAGCAGCCUCAGCAGCCCCCCACAUCUCCAAAUUAAUCCCACACUGCCCACUCUGGCACCUAAUAGUAAUGGAUCUUCCUGUUUUCCUGGUCACUUUGCCAGCAAACUGCCCCAGCUUGCCCAUGCAGCACCUUCUUUCCCGACCCUGUCUAACCAGACCUCAACCUCCUUCAACAACCUGCUGGCCAGCCCUGGUCAGUCCAGAGUGAGAGAUGGGAGCCAGCUUUCUGCUCAGGGAGGGUUAACGGAGUACCAUCCCCGUCCCAUGCACAGCCCUCCUCCUUUGCGGCGAGCCAGUCUUCCCCUUUUCAAUACAGCGUACAACCCCGCCAACCCCACUCCACCUCUCCUUAACACACCGGCUCCAACACCACCUCUGAUUGUCGAUUCUCUGGAGGGCGGCUCCACCUUAGCUCACCGUGACACGCAAUCUCUGCAGACUGACAUCAGUUCUCUGUUUGACUUUGGGGAGAAACUCGACUAUCUGACGUCCAGCCAGCAGAGCAACAGUCUCUCUUACCCGCUUCAGACCUCCUUCUCCACCAGCCAACCACAGCACCAAGCUCAAGCAGCUCUACCUCGCAUGGCUUACCUCACCCCGUCCCCCUACCUCACCCCAAACCCUCCAGAUUCCAACCCUACCUCUUACCUGACCUUUGGCCCCGGGGGAAACUCCACAGGUGUGGUGACAUACUCCACUGGAGGCCACGCCUACUUCCAGUCCCAGAGUAGUGGACAAAUCCUGCUGCAGUCCACUGGUCAUCAUGGAGGGAUCACAGCGCAUCAGUCAUACCCGUGGGGUAGCAUGUUCAGUCAGCCAGGUGUGCACCAGCGUACUCGAUGUCCUUCAUCUUACCCUGCCAGCAUGGGUGCUGCUAGAGACCAUCAGCCACCCUCCUCCACCGCCCUGCCUCCCCCUGUAUUCUGUCCGCAGGGGGAUCUCGGGCUCUUACAAGCAAACUCGCAGCGCUCAUCACACACCACCACCAGUAGCAGCAGCAGCAGCAGUAGCAGCAGCACCAUCCUUCCACCUGUGUCCACACUGCGUCCCCCACACUUCAGAGCAGAGAGCACACCAACCAAGGUGGCAUCUCUGUUACCUUCUCAGGUCAGCCCUGCAUCACCAGAAAGCCCUCCAGUGCCCCCUUGUGUCAAGAUUGAGUAUGAGAGCCCCCGAGAGAUACACAGUCACUUCCAAUGUGACUUCUCCUCCAUACAUUUUUGAAUGCAUGCUUGUGUGUUUAAAGAGUUUUUUUUUUUUUUCUUAAAUAGUAAUGUAGUAUUGCGUGUAUGCAUGUGUAUAUAUAUAUAUAUAUAUAUCUAAAUAUAUGUUAACAUAUAUAGACGGAUGUAAAACAUGUUAAUGUCCGCAGGCUCAUUUGUGCUGCACUUAGCUGGGCUAUAAUAAAUGUUUGUUCUGUAAAGGUUUUAUAUUUCUCCAUUUAAUCUAUUUCGAUGGUGUGGGUGUAUGUAUGGGGUGAGAAGAAGGGUGAAGUUGUGUUAAUGGGUAUUGUAUUUUAAAAGUUUAGAAUAUAGAGUUACCCAGAAACUUAAUUUGAUUCAGGUUAAGUAAAUUGUAAAUAUACAGACACAUAUAGUGAGCCAGUUCAGUCCACUGACUGGUUUAGUACUGGUUAGUACAUUAUGCUUAUGAUGUGCUGUUGUUUAAAGAAGUUAAUUGUUGUGAACCCAGAAAUAACACAGUGUUGAGGAUAUUUGAAUCACAGCACAGAUUAAUAGGCAGAGUAUUUAGUGAUUUUAGUGGAAUUCAAGUGUAAAUUAUAAAAACUUCCAAAUUGUUGAUCCAUCCGUUUGCUCGUGACUUUAUUGCAACCUUAACUGAAACCUGGUAACAGUCCAUAAAGUCCAUAUACCAGAUUGUGAGAUCCUUUGAUUGACAUAAGAAUCUGAACCCUGCCUAAUAUAUGCAUAUGACUCAUUUUGGAUGUGUCUGCAGAUGUUUAGACCACACGGGGGCACUGCGCUUCAGUGUGUGAUGACUGCGUACUGGAAAGUACUUGAUGGUUUUCAGUUACAGAUGGAGCAGCUGUAUGAGACUGUUUUUAAACCACUGAAGGCGGAUAAAGUCUGUUGUUUCUGAGGUAGAAGUAUCCCAGAUGACAUUGAAUAUAGCUCAAAACCUUGAAUCUAUGUUGCUAUCUGUUGUGCCUACAUAUUUACUGCACUUUCUGCUGAUUUUAUUCUUUGUAUGCAGAUCAGUUGAAGGGGUUAGAUGAAACUUAAUCCCCACACGAAACUCCAUCUGUAAAAGAGCUGAAGGCAUUUUCCUGAGACUCGAACAGACCGUUGGGACCUGUGUGUCAUUUUCCCUCUCAGUUGUCAAAGUAAAACAAAGUUUUUUCUUAUAACUCUAUUUAAUAUUUCCGGUUCAUAGUCCUGCUGUAUAUAAAAGUGUAGUUUGAAGUGAAGCACGGAGGAUGUGGGCGUCAGAGAAGGAAUUGUUUGAUGAGAAUGAGAAGGAGGUGGCAGGGACCUGGGGAGCAGAUAAAGGAGAAGGUAGACAGAGGAGUGAGGCAGUGUUGGCGUUGGGACA
Solea solea (common sole) is the source of this 3827-nucleotide messenger RNA. RefSeq lists its product as uncharacterized. Gene Ontology annotation, biological process: regulation of transcription by RNA polymerase II. The transcript has 9 exons. NCBI's taxonomy places the organism in Eukaryota, Metazoa, Chordata, Actinopteri, Pleuronectiformes, Soleidae. The record is from RefSeq and is a predicted model, not a curated record. Gene Ontology annotation, molecular function: DNA-binding transcription factor activity, RNA polymerase II-specific; RNA polymerase II cis-regulatory region sequence-specific DNA binding. Bases 147 to 2498 code for a protein of 783 amino acids.